Molecule: messenger RNA, 133 nt
Organism: Paraglomus occultum
Lineage: Eukaryota; Fungi; Glomeromycota; Glomeromycetes; Paraglomerales; Paraglomeraceae
Source: the annotation of a GenBank genome assembly
GGUGCUACAGGUAACUUUCGAAUGAGUGGUGUCUUAAUAAGGGAUUGGAUUUCUCAUGCAAAGUUUGCUUUUCUCAUAAAAAAGACAAUACCUUGGUCAAAAUCUCGUCUUGCAGAUGCUGAGAAAGUUGGAG